Parnassius apollo (apollo) is the source of this 459-nucleotide messenger RNA. NCBI's taxonomy places the organism in Eukaryota, Metazoa, Arthropoda, Insecta, Lepidoptera, Papilionidae. The record is from the annotation of a GenBank genome assembly.
AUGGAUGUCAUAUCGGCUGAUAUGGCCCAAUUGAAGACUUCAGUAAAUAAACUGGAGAUUGAGAAUAAUACAAGAGAUCAGUGGGCCAGACGUUCAAAUAUUGAAAUCUGUGGAGUUCCUGAAAAGAAAAAUGAGAACUUGAUUACAAUCAUAGAAAACUGCAAAAAAGCUUAUAUACCAUUUAACGCCUCCACUGAUAUGGAUUUCGUAACCCGUGUUGCGUCCUUAUCAAAAGAUAAGAAAAUGCCAAAACGUAUAAUUGUGCGUUUCAUGUCUCGUUACUAUAAGGAUGAGUUUCUGAGUAAGGUACGUCAGCUUAAAAACUUGAAAGCUAGCGAUAUCGGGUUUUCAGGCAACAAUUCUUAUGUCUUCUUCAAUGAUCAUUUAACUUCAUCUAAUAAACUACUACUUCAAAAGGCAAAAGCUAAAGCUAAAGAUUGCAAUUACAAAUUCGUGUGA